Messenger RNA from Ailuropoda melanoleuca (giant panda), 5097 nucleotides. RefSeq names its product zinc finger and SCAN domain containing 31 (gene ZSCAN31). The record is from RefSeq and is a predicted model, not a curated record. Gene Ontology annotation, biological process: regulation of transcription by RNA polymerase II. The transcript is spliced from 6 exons. Lineage: Eukaryota; Metazoa; Chordata; Mammalia; Carnivora; Ursidae. Bases 228 to 2147 code for a protein of 639 amino acids. Gene Ontology annotation, molecular function: RNA polymerase II cis-regulatory region sequence-specific DNA binding; DNA-binding transcription factor activity, RNA polymerase II-specific.
CCGGGGUCCUAGAGAGGACAGGAAAGCUCCUGGAAGGCGCCUGGGCUCAGGAGGCUGAUGCACUUCCGGCCGUCCCGGCUGGUCGGGUCGGGCUGCUGCUGCCCGCCGCGGCUCCGGAGCUUCCCUGGACCGAAGGUGUGUCCUCUGAAAGAAGAAUAUAUCAGGAAGUCUUGAAUGUGGUUCCUCUUCACCCCAGGCUGGAGGGAUCCUCCUAAGUUAACCCCAGAAUGGCUUCGGCGGAGGAACAGGAGGGACUUAAGAUCGUGAAGGUGGAGGAAGACGCGAUCUGGGACCAGGAAACCUACCUUCGAGAGAACAGCUUUUCUAGCCAGGAGGCCUCCCGCCAACUUUUUAGGCAUUUUUGUUAUCAAGAGACUCCCGGACCCCGUGAGGCGCUGAGCCGGCUCCGGGAGCUGUGCCGACGCUGGCUGCGGCCCGAGACCCACAGCAAGGAGCAGAUCGUGGAGCUGCUGGUGCUGGAGCAGUUCCUGACCAUCCUGCCCGAGGAGCUGCGGGCCUGGGUGCGGGAGCAGCAGCCGGAGAGCGGGGAGGAGGCCGUGGCUGUGGUUGAAGAUCUGGAGAGGGAGCUUAGUGAGCCUGAGAACCAGGCCCCAGAUCACGAACACGGCCAUUCUGAAGCACGCUCAGAGGAUGUGCUGCAUUUGAAGGCCAAGCAGGACUCGAUAGCCACCCAGCUUCAGUCCAUGGUGACACAGCUCAAAGGUGAAUCUUUGGGUCCCCACAGAUUUGGAGAACAAGGUGGUGAAACUGUACCCGAAAGCCAGGACUUUGCAUCGAAGCAAGACGUCUUGAAGGAAAUGGAACAUUUUGGAAAUAGCAGGCUCCACAGAGCUGCCCCUCUGGACUGUAAGUACAGAGAACCUUGUGCGCAGGAGAGCAGAGUGGGAAAGCAGCGGGGACGGGCCUCUGGGGAGAGACGGCACAGGUGCAGUGAGUGUGGGAAGGGCUUUACUCAGAGCUCAGUCCUCAUCCAGCACCGGAGAACCCACACAGGGGAGAAGCCCUACGAGUGCGAAGAAUGUGGGAAGGCCUUCAGCCAGCGGUCGGGCCUGACUGAGCACCAGCGGAGCCACACCGGGGAGAAGCCCUAUCAGUGUAAGGAGUGUGGGAAGGCCUUCAGCGCUAGCAACGGCCUCGUCAGACACCGGAGGGUCCACACGGGGGAGAAGCCGUACGAGUGCGAGGAGUGCGGGAAGGCCUUCCGCCUGAGCUCCUACCUCGUGCAGCAUCAGCGCAUCCACGCCGGGGAGAAGCGCUACCGGUGUCGCGAGUGCGGCAAGGCCUUCAGCCAGAACGCGGGGCUCUUCCAGCACCUGCGCACCCACACGGGCGAGAAGCCCCAUCAGUGCGGCCAGUGCGGCCGGCGCUUCGGCAGGCGCACGCUGCUCCGGAAGCACCAGCGGAGCCACACCGGGGAGCGGCCGUUCGCGUGCGAGCAGUGCGGGAGGGCCUUCGGCCACCACUGCAACCUCGUCAGGCAUCUCAGAGUCCACACCGUUGCCAAGCCGGACUCGUGCAGUGAGUGUGGGAAGGGCUUUACUCAGAGCUCAGUCCUCAUCCAGCACCGGAGAACCCACACAGGGGAGAAGCCCUACGAGUGCGAAGAAUGUGGGAAGGCCUUCAGCCAGCGGUCGGGCCUGACUGAGCACCAGCGGAGCCACACCGGGGAGAAGCCCUAUCAGUGUAAGGAGUGUGGGAAGGCCUUCAGCGCUAGCAACGGCCUCGUCAGACACCGGAGGGUCCACACGGGGGAGAAGCCGUACGAGUGCGAGGAGUGCGGGAAGGCCUUCCGCCUGAGCUCCUACCUCGUGCAGCAUCAGCGCAUCCACGCCGGGGAGAAGCGCUACCGGUGUCGCGAGUGCGGCAAGGCCUUCAGCCAGAACGCGGGGCUCUUCCAGCACCUGCGCACCCACACGGGCGAGAAGCCCCAUCAGUGCGGCCAGUGCGGCCGGCGCUUCGGCAGGCGCACGCUGCUCCGGAAGCACCAGCGGAGCCACACCGGGGAGCGGCCGUUCGCGUGCGAGCAGUGCGGGAGGGCCUUCGGCCACCACUGCAACCUCGUCAGGCAUCUCAGAGUCCACACCGUUGCCAAGCCGGACUCGUUCCGUGGGCCCCCCGGCCCCUAGGUGGGGCCGUCUCGGAAAGUAAGAUUUUCAAGCGGCAUAUUUUGUUUUUACCAAAUGUAUUCUGCUCUGGAAUGAGUAGCUUGUCUGCAGACGGGGUGCUGUGUCUCCGGGGUGAGUGACUGUGGGUGUGGGCGCUUGCCCGGCAGCCGCCUCCUUGCCUGUCCCUCGCUUCAUUUCUGAUGAUUUUCCUAAAAGGGGACCACAAAUUACCUGGAAAUAAAUUGGUAUGGAGGGGCUGUUCUUGAGUAAUACUGACCACCGAAUGAGUCUGCAAGACUCUUUAAAGACUGAAUAAAUUCAAAGGAUGGUCAGAAGUGAGGCUUUUUUCCCCCCUGUGAAAGUGAACAUUUUAAACACGCUGAAGUGUUGGGAGUAAGAAUCCUUGCCAUUCGCACGGGGGAUCCUCCGGGGUCCCCCCGAGGACCGUGCUGGAUGAGCUCUUCGGUGCUCUCAUCGGAAGGAGUGACGUGCGCCCCAACAGCGCGGCCGUACUGGUGGUGUGAAAGCUUCAGUCCCGGCGGCUCAGAGAGCCGCGAGCCUCCGUAUGGAAGUGCAGGUCGCUACCGUAUGACGCCUCCCUUUGUCAGAAAGAAUAAGGGGACGCGUGGAAACGCGCACAUUACGCUCUUUCAUUCAUGGCCCUCUGUCAGCAUCGUGCCCCGGCCGCGGCCCUCUGGAGCUUCGUCGGGUGUCCUUGCAGACAGCGUCCUUGAGGCUCGGUGAAGAGGAGGGGCUGCAGAGACCAGCGCUCCCCUGCCGUGUACUGUCAGCGUGAAACACGGGCUCUGGCACCGGACAGUCUGGGUUCAAAUCCUGCCCCUCCGUGUGUGAGCCUUGCGACGUUGGGUAACUUACUCAAACGACCCUGUGCUUCGUCUCCCGGUCUGCAAUCGGGGAUGCUUAACUGUGCCCUUCUCACAGGGCGCUUGAGAUUAAAUUUAUGCAAACUUCGAAACACAACAGCUUUCAGUAAACGUGCACUGCGAUUUAUGAAAGAAAUAAUACCAUCUGUGUAGGCGGGGUUGUUGGAAUUAAAUAGGGUAUGAAAUGCUUCUACUGAUAUUCUCAUUAUACUUUUACUCCAGGUCAAAAUCCAAAGUUGAACUUCCCAAGAGAGGAAAUAAAAGUUCAGCUUAGAAGCAUACUGUGCUAGACCUUUAUCUUUGAAGUUUAUAAAAAGUUAGAAGUGUGUGAGCACGUGUGUAUAUUUGGUUUUCCUUAGACUUUAGGGACCAUAGCAAAAAGGACUCUUUAAAAUUCCUUGACUGUUUUAUUUGUGAAUAGAACAAUUAGCUAAAUUCAGAUUAUCUGGAAUAAUGCUUAUCAAAUUUUAGAGUAUCUACAAAUCACUUGGGAUCUUCGUAAAAUACAGAGUCUAAUUCAAAAGGUCAGAAUGGAGGCCGGGAAUCUGCAUUUUCCGCGAGCUCCCAGCGCUGCUGUCGCUGGUUCCAGAGUGCGCUCAGCAUCAGCGCCCCCUGCAGCCCUGAAUACAGAUGUGGUCCUUCAGCUGUGCGUGUGGUGCCAAACAGGUCGUGCUCCCCGCCCCCCCAGCCUCCACGGACAGCAGCAUGGAACCCCUGAUGCUGUGCUCCCUGCGGGAAGACGAGUGAGCUGCCCACGAGUGCAGUGGGCGGGUGGGUUUGAGAGACGAGGUGGUUUCCCCACUCUGGCGCAGGCAGAUUCCUCCAGAUCUUCACCCAGCAGUGUCUGCCUAGAGGAAGCUGCUCCUCGUCCUCCCUCCGCGCAGGAGCUGGGGGGGAGGGCAGAGGGGCUGUCCCCUGCUUCUGAGCACACUGCCGACGGCCGGACCUCCCCCUCAGCCCUCCCUGGGGUUGUCCAGGCAUUCAGGACACGAGGCUGCUAUGUCCUUCCCUGCAGUGCCAGCACGAACCACACGGAACUUCAGCCCGGUCCCUCCGGGGCUCUGACCCCAAUGACCACACAGCCCCUUCCCUUCUCAGCUCCUCACAGCAGCAAAGGAACGCUCAGAGAGAACAACCACGAGAGGCCAGAGGGAUUCCGUUUCAGUGAUCUGGUUCAAAUGUUGCCUGGUGAACUGGGGAGACCCUGGGCCCUGAAGUCUCAACUCAGCCCAUCCCAAAGAUGUCGCCAAAGGCUCUCGGUCUCCUUAUGAGAAAGAAUUCAGGGACAGACGUGCAGCACCGCAGAUGAGCGACACAAACAGGAAAGUUCAUUAAAGCAGGGUACGCUCGAGAUGCGAGAGCAGGCCGGCUUGAGAGAGAGCUGCAUUCCUGGGGUUCGGGUUUUACCUUUUAUUAACAGUUCUUAAGGGGUGGGAUAUUCAUUAUUGGAGGUGAGGAUUUCUUGGUAGCAGGAUUUUGUGCCUUUUUCUUAUUUGACCAGAGGUUUCCUGUCAUGGCACCGCCAUCGGGGGCCUGUCUGGUGGGAUCUGGCUUCUCGUGGAUGUGGCCAGGACAGGCUACUGACCUUCCCCACACCUCACGUGGCUGCCUCCAUGCUGGCCUCCGGGCAUCCCGUUAGAGCCUCCGUGCCGCCUCUAACAGUUUCACUAAUAUGUGUGAAGGAAACAUUAAAGACCCAAUUUCCAAAUAUCCCCCUUUUAUUAAAAUUAAUCAUAAGAUAACAUCAUAAUUUAUAAAUCUAUUAAUUAGUUAUUUUCCAUUUUCCAAUUAGAACAUUGUCUGUUUGGUCCAAAGAUACCAAAAGCUACAGCAGAAAAACCAAAUGAAGCCCAGAGUGUCUCUGUGAGUGUUGGUUCCUCCCAAAAGUUGGGGGCUUUACUGACUGAACCAGAUGGUUUCCUCACUUCUGAUUGUGUAGUCUUACCGCUGGCUUUCUCUACUGGUGCGCACAAGAAACAUCCAGACGUGACGAAAGAACCCCAUCUGAGCCAUCCGAGACAGGUUGUCCUUUCACUUUCCCGUUUGGAAAUACUUGCACGUAUAAACUUGUAUGCAUUGUUCAUGAA